Messenger RNA from Coprinopsis cinerea okayama7#130, 618 nucleotides. RefSeq lists its product as hypothetical. The record is from RefSeq and is a predicted model, not a curated record. Lineage: Eukaryota; Fungi; Basidiomycota; Agaricomycetes; Agaricales; Psathyrellaceae. Bases 1 to 618 code for a protein of 205 amino acids. The transcript has 2 exons.
AUGCCUUGGCCUACCAGAAUUGCCCGCCAAUUCCAAAUCAUUCCCGAGGGGUCUGGGGAAAUGGACCUUCACGGCCCCUAUAACAAGCUGCUUAACUACAUGUUCUCUCCAACAUCCGAGUACACCGUCAUUCCGCGAUCCUCGUUUUCGAUAACAGCGAAGGAUCGUCCAAAUCCUGAGACAGGAAAACCGCCAGAGCUCGCCUUCAUGCUUUUGGAAAUUCAGUACGAGAACCUGCCGGUGCUCCUGUUUCUGAUCACGGCGCCAGCGGUGGUAGAGUCGCCACUCGCGAGGGAAAUGGCGGACGCUCAGAUGCGGGGCCAGCUGAUGUCACUUGCUGGCCUCUGUCCCCUUAACACUUUACGCGGCAUCAGCGCCUUCGGAACCAAGCUUUGCUUCUUCACUGUUGAUACCAACGCGGAAAAACCAGAAGUCCAACCCGCUGCUAUUCUCCGCGAAUCGGAAAAGGGAAUCGAGGAUGUGGCACCGAGAGAUCGUUGGACGAAGGAUCUCUUAUCCAAGGAAGGUGCAUCCGAGUUAAUGGAGCUCGUCGAAAGCAUUAAGAGAGAAUGCGACACAGAGACAGGUAGCGCGGAUGAUUUUAUGGCACAAAAUUAG